GAUAAGUGACGAAAUAUGUACAAUAAUAAAUUUGUUCGGAGAUAACGUGCAGUCCGUGCGGGACAUUUUCACAGUGAAUACUCCCAAAGUCGAAUAGGAAGUGAAAUAGUAUAAAAAGUGUUACAGGAAAGUUGCAAUAAUUAUAAAGGCAUCAUUCGUGAGUUUUGACAGAUGCGUGAAAUUCGAUCGAAAUGAGUGCAACGGCGCAACAGCAGCACGGGUCGGACCCAAUGAUGACUCUCAUGGUCCAUAAGCGCCAAACGAAUGCGGCUGUUGGGGGUUUAAUGGCUGUACUCAGUUAUGGUUUCUACUUCAUGUGGGGAAUUUACAUCCUUUAUAUUCCUAAUGAAUAUACAGGGAUUACCUCUGCCGGCCAACUUAUGAACGCUAACUUGGGAUUUUUCAUCGGAUUUAUCGUCGGAUGCAUAUUUGGCUAUCUUCUUGUUCGAAAGUUCCGGAAGAUGUUUAUCUAUGGUGUAGCAAACGUCCUUAUUGUAAUUAGCGGAGCUUUAUUUAUUCCGCAAUGGGAAACGAUAGUCGUACCUAUCGUCGCGCGCUACAUUGGCGGCUUAGGUCAAGGAAUUACUUUCAUCCCACUUUUGGUUCACACUUCAGAAGUGGCAACCAAAAAUCUGCGUGGUGCGGUGGUAGCAGUGACGAGCUGUAUGGUGGCAACAUCUCUCUUCGUAGCCAGUUGGUUUCUUUCAGUAUUUUCCUUGGUCGACUCUCCGAAUUUCAUGGACCAAAUAAUCGGUGGAAUGAUCGUUUUGUAUGGCCUUAUGGGGCUUGCGUUCUUGAAAUGCUUUACUUUCGAAUCGCCCGUGUUCCUUAUCAAAAACAAUCAAGAACAGGAUGCGUUUAAUACACUGAAACGACUUAGGCUAGAAACUCAGGAUUCAUAUGAAGUUCACCAAGAUUUCCAGGAUUUAAAAGAUCUCAUCAACGAUGAAAAAUGUUUGGAACGUGUAAGAUUCAGUGACAAGGGCCUUCGAUCAUUUUGUCGGAUUCUGCUUCUACGUAUCCUUUACGUGUUCUCGAUAUCAAUGCUUCUUCUAAGAUGUCAACUGGCCUUCUCACUCGAAAUGUCAACUGAAUAUGGGUUCGGGAUAUUAAUGACAGGACGAUUCAUAGCUGAAAUGCUCGCCAUGUACCUCAUAGAGAAAAGAGGACGUCGAAAGAUAUUAUUGGUUUCUAGUACGAUUUGCGGACUUUUGUUAGUUCUCUCAGGAAUUACAGCAUUCUCAGGCACCUCAUUUGAACACAGUCUUAUUGCACUGGCUGUUUUUAGUGUGAUAUAUCAGACCGUUUUAGGAUUUGGACUAAGCCCGGUCUCAUUCGUUUAUCUUUCAGAGCUAUUUUCAUUGAAAAGGAAAGCUGCUUCGAUUAUGGCUAUAAUGAUAAUUGAGAAUCUUUUCCAAAUCAUGUUUGUUCUAAUUGGGGAAUAUGUCUCUGUGCACAUUCCAUCAUUUCUAUUUAUUACUGGAGUAAUACAAAUCGGAGGCGGAGUUUAUUUAUAUAAAACAUUGCCCGAAACAAAAGGACUGUCUUUGCGUGAAUGCUUGCAUGCCGUCGAAAGUUGAAUAAACUUCUUGAAAUGCUGAUAUUUGAAUUUUGUUUUAUUAAGAUAUUUUUUCACUUUUAUUCACAAUAAAUAUUUUAUUUUCUAUGCUUUGUAAUAUACUAUAUUAAAUAUUUAUAUAAAAUAAAAACAUUAAAAGUGUU
Hermetia illucens (black soldier fly) is the source of this 1722-nucleotide messenger RNA. RefSeq names its product major myo-inositol transporter IolT-like. NCBI's taxonomy places the organism in Eukaryota, Metazoa, Arthropoda, Insecta, Diptera, Stratiomyidae. The coding region runs from base 192 to 1580 and encodes 462 amino acids. The transcript is spliced from 3 exons. The record is from RefSeq and is a predicted model, not a curated record. Gene Ontology annotation, cellular component: membrane. Gene Ontology annotation, biological process: transmembrane transport. Gene Ontology annotation, molecular function: transmembrane transporter activity.